Dinoponera quadriceps is the source of this 628-nucleotide messenger RNA. RefSeq lists its product as uncharacterized. NCBI's taxonomy places the organism in Eukaryota, Metazoa, Arthropoda, Insecta, Hymenoptera, Formicidae. Bases 154 to 537 code for a protein of 127 amino acids. The transcript has 4 exons. The record is from RefSeq and is a predicted model, not a curated record.
AAAUAGAGCGUAGCGUCCAAAAAAACUUGCCAGAGUUAUGAGAGUCACAAUUUCACCUAUUCAAUGAACAUUCAGUACGCAGUCGUAAAACUGUUAGCAUUGUUCACAGCGAGUUAAGUGCUUAGAGAUCUUGGAUUAUUACUAACUCUAACAAUGCGCAGGAAAUAUAGUCUUAAUUUAUUUUUCAUACAAAUAGCAACAGUAAUGCUCAUUGUAAAUUUCGUCGCGGCCGGUUUAUUGAAAAAACUUUCAGAGAAAACUUCGGCAGGAUCGGAUUCGCAAACUGCACACGAAAGGACAGGAGCUUCAAAGCAGAAGGCAACCGAUAUUUUGUCGACAGGACAGUAUUUUCAAGAUAUAUUUUCCGAACAUCUGGCACCUCUCAAAGUUGAGUUUGGUCAUGUUUGUGAGAAUCCUAAUGAAUGGGAACAAAGAUUCGAGCGGAAGGACUUCGAUAACAAUCGUCAUAGUGGCAAGAUCAAAUGGGGUAAUAAAAGAGGAGAAUACGGCGAGCAGUAUUGGGAUUUAAAUCACUAAGUUUACCAAAAGAUUAAUUGUUUAUGAGUAAUCGUUACUAUUUUUGUGUAUAUAAAAAUUAUAUACUAUAUAAUUGUUAUAUCAUUAAUUA